AUGGCCAUCCCAAAUCAACAUCGAGUCUUCAGGCUGCCUGAAGGAAACAUAUCAUCGUACAAGCAGCUUGCAGUAAAGCUGGAGCCUCUUGAAGAAAUAGACAAGCAUGAAGUAUUAGUCAGAAUCAAAGCUGUUGCUUUAAACUAUCGGGACAUAGCGAUUUGCAAUGGAAGCUAUCCGUUGGGAUUCAAAACCUCUCUUGUGCCUUGUUCGGACGCCUGCGGUGAAGUAGUGCAAGUUGGAUCACAAGUGAAAGACUUGCAAGUCGGUGACCGGGUUAUCAGCUUGUUUAUGCAAGAUCUUCUCUACGGAGACAUCAAGGAAAGUGAUUCAUCUCUAGGCGGUGCUGUGGAUGGCGUUUUACAAGAAUAUCUUAUUUUUGCUGAAAAUAACGUGGUCAAGAUUCCACAGAAGAGCACAAUGACCGAUUCUGAAGCGGCUAGUCUAGUAUGCGCUGGUACAACUGCUUGGAACGCCUUAUAUGGUCUGAGGCCAUUGAAGCCAGGUCAAACUGUGCUUGCUGAAGGAACUGGCGGAGUUAGCAUUAUUGCGUUGCAAAUCGCAAAGGCGGCUGGAGCAAUUACCAUCGUGACUUCAUCUUCUGACGAAAAGCUGGAUUUUGUCAAGAGUAAUUACGGCGCUGACUACACCAUCAAUUAUCAAACAUUUCCAGACUGGGAACAAAAAGUAAUGGAAUACACGGAUGGACUUGGUGUAGACUACGUUAUUGAAAAUGGUGGAAUUGGAACCAUUCAAAAGUCUGUUGAUAGCCUGGCGUAUGGCGGUAUAGUUUCAUUGAUUGGAUUCUUGGCUACCCUUCCUCCAGACCAGUAUCCCAAUGUUGUCAUGUUGGCAAACAAAAAAUCUGCUGUAUUAAGAGGUAUUUUAGUGGGCUCGAGGCAAAUGGAGGAGGAGUUAGUUCGAUUUUUUGUCACAAACGAUAUUCAUGUUGGCGUGGACAAGGAAUUUGAAUUUACAGAUGAAGGAGUUCUCAAUGCUUAUGAGUAUCUAAGCAGCCAAAAACAUAUUGGAAAAGUAUGCAUCACGGUGUGA
Messenger RNA from Umbelopsis ramanniana AG, 1053 nucleotides. RefSeq lists its product as uncharacterized. Gene Ontology annotation, molecular function: oxidoreductase activity. NCBI's taxonomy places the organism in Eukaryota, Fungi, Mucoromycota, Umbelopsidomycetes, Umbelopsidales, Umbelopsidaceae. The coding region runs from base 1 to 1053 and encodes 350 amino acids. The record is from RefSeq and is a predicted model, not a curated record. The transcript has a single exon.